Messenger RNA from Pogonomyrmex barbatus (red harvester ant), 2372 nucleotides. It is a transcript of the gene pio, whose product is annotated as zona pellucida domain-containing protein piopio. The record is from RefSeq and is a predicted model, not a curated record. NCBI's taxonomy places the organism in Eukaryota, Metazoa, Arthropoda, Insecta, Hymenoptera, Formicidae.
CCUCUUAUGCGCGUGGCCCCACGAGGAAGCACGAAGUAUUACCGCGAGCCGAACGGCUGUUCGUGUUCAGUCUCGAACCUCGCGUCUAUCGUCACGGAGUUCGUUUUCGCGCGGCGCGUCCUUUCGCCAUUCGUUCUCCAUUCGACCGGCCCCAUGGAGAACUGUGGGCCUGACAGGUGCAGUGCGGUGUCAAAAUAAGACGACAAAACCGGGAAUCGACUCCGAAUCAACGAACGAGGAAUGAAGGACGAACGAGAGACGCGCACCUGCGACGCGAAGGACACCGACGACUCGAUCGAAAUAACAGGCUUUCCCGGCACGUCACGAUACAGCAGUACAUCUUUGUACACGUUUGUUUAUGUUUAAACGGCACUCUGCAUUCUGACAUUGAGAUUUAAAAAAAAAAAAGAAAGAAACGAGGAAAUUGACGUCGCGCGCGAUUCUCGACGAUAUUUUCCGCGAUCGAGAUUCCGAUUGAGACGACUUCGAAAUUCGAACGACUUCGAGGAGGGAGCAUCUAACACGCGCGAAAGGGGUGCCAUUCGAAAAAGUCGUGGGCGUUCGAGAGGCGCCGCGCAUGCGGCGUCGCCCGUGCAACCCCGAUUCAGCUGAUCGAGAGUAAGAGUAUCGCGUUUAGAUAAUUGGCACGUCGCGAUUAAUCUUACGUGAGAGGUGCAUCAAGGUUGCAUGGUCGUGCCGAGUGAAUCUUCUCGGAAGAACGGCCGAUCCGAUUCGACUCGCUCUUCACGAAAGGUAUGAGAAAGACGCGAGUAUCGUGAAAUUUUCGAGAGAUACAGAGGCGAAAGCAAAAGAUUAGCAAUCCUUUUGGGAUGUCGGCGUACAGAAGGUGGAUUCUACGGCCGGCGAGGACGCGUUUUCGACACUUGACCAAACCGCUGAUGAUCCAUCGCAGCUGAGAUUUUGGAUGAUCGACCGGGCCGGUUGAUCGCGUCAUCGCGGAGCUUCAUUCGACACCUGAUUCGACAUCUUUUUCGAUACGUUUGUCUCUCUCUCUCUCUCUCUCUCUCGAGUUGGCGAACGCGUCAUAGAAAGGGAAGAGUAUUGCUGUGAAGGUGUCGUGUCACAGCGCGAGUAAUCCGGAAAUUAUUCUCAGGAGAUUUGGGAAAAGUGCAGCAGCCAUGGACUGGAAGGGGUUUGCGCUGGCAUUUCUGGUGAUCACAAUAACGAGGCACGGUAGCAAGCCCACACACGCAGCCCAGAUACCUCAACUGCCGACGUCGACCGCGACAAUAGCGAGCACCGUGCAGAUCGAGUGCGCGAGCGAGUCGAUAAUAGUUCACAUCUCGACGGAGGGCAACACGGACUUCCACGGUCUGGUCUAUCCACGCGGCUUGUCGAAGAACAGUUCCUGUUUGCAAGAGUACAGGAGUCAGCCCGCUCCGAUCAUCUACAAUCUGCCGCUCAGAUCCUGCAACACCAUGCCUACCGAAUUGGAGGAUGGUGGUAUCGAGUACUUCAACACUAUCGUGGUACAGCCACACCUAAAGCUGGUCACGAAUCAGGGCAGGGGUUUUCACGUGAGAUGCAGAUACCAGACGCGCGACAAAGUCGUAACGAACGAUCAGACCCACGUAUCCAUGAUGCAGUCUCUGCCGUUGCAGGCGACCGCGCCGAUGCCGGGAUGCACGAUGAAGAUCUUUAGCGGCGAUCCAACGCAGCAUCAUGUGGCGGAGAAUGUGAAGAUCGGCGAUCCUUUGACCCUGGUCAUUAGCAUCGACAAACAAGAGAUGUUCGGCUUGAAGAUCUCCGAUUGCCUGGUACGCGACGGUCUCGGAUGGGGCGAGCAGCGACUCAUAAACGACGAGGGUUGUCCGGUCGACGGCGAGAUAAUGGGACAAUUCACGUACAACGAGGACAAAACGGAGGCCAGGGUGAACUUUCAGGCGCACAAGUUCCCUUAUACGGCGAGCGUGUAUUAUCAGUGCAACGUUAGGCUGUGCAUCAAGCAUGGCGGAGGAUGCAGUAAUACGCCGCCGUUGUGCAACUCGAUAGCCAGACGACGCAGGGACACUGCCAACGAGUUGAAGGGUGUCGAAGGCUUGGACGGUACCCCAGCCACGAUCGAGGUUUACAGCGGUCUUUAUGUCAACGAAGCCUCGGACGUUGGUUCGAAAGCGGACUUCUCCGACGAUGUCUUUAGAGAAAGGGCUAUCGACGACCCGAACACCAUUUGCAUAUCGCAGAGGAGCUUCGCUAUUGGGAUUGCCAUCGCAGGUCUCAUACUCAUGCUGGCAGUGGUAGCUGCUAUCUUGGUACUGCUCGCCAAGAGACGACACAAGAGCGUGUCCACGACGGGAUCGUCCAUUUACAGUGGACCUUACACGAACACUGCUUACAGCCACAGUAGCUAA